AGAGAGAGAGAGAAACUAACAACAUAGGCACAGAAAAAAACCAUACAGAAAAAAAGACAACAUCGUCAAAUGUUGAAGAUGGUCGAAGAGAGGGUCCUCUAAGAUCAUCCUUAAAAAGGCAGCAAUCUUACAGAAUCAAACAAACACUCAUAACAAAAAAAAACAGAUUUAACCAUUCAACUUUUGCUGCCUUUUUUCUUGUCUUUGUCUCAAUGUUGCCACCACCUUUAAUAUAUUAAUUUUCUUACCUUAUACAUUCUUCAUUUUUGCAACCUUUUUCCUUUUCUACAUGGUAAAUAAAUAGAUCUAUUGUUGAGGAUAUUUAAGAGGAAGAUAUAUUGAGUAGGGUCUACAAGGUUAUGUCUUUGUUGAAUAUAUUGUAACAAAGAGAUAACAUUGUAAAAAUGAGGGAUCCUGAUAUGAUCUAUGAGUUUGAACCUCAAAACCUUUGAUUUGUAUAAAGUUUUUCCUAGUUAGUGAUUUUCUUAGACCAGAAGGAUUUUUGGCAUUGGCUUCACCAAGAAAUGGGAAUGAGAUGUAACACAUUUGGAUUUUGGUUUAGGAUUUAUGUUUGCUUUAUUUCUGUUUGGGGGAUUAGUGAGUGUUUGUCGCUUAACGACGAAGGAUUGGCUUUGUUGGAGUUUCGUCAAAGAAUAAGUUCUGAUCCUCGUGUUGCGUUGGAAAAUUGGAAUUCAAAUGAUUGUGACCCUUGCAACUGGUUCGGGGUUCACUGCAUCGAUGGUAAAGUGCAGACUUUGGAUCUAAAUGGUCUGUCCUUGGAAGGGACAUUGGCUCCUGAGCUUGGGAAACUUAGUCACUUAAAAUCACUUGUGUUAUGCAAUAAUAACUUUUCUGGUGAGAUUCCUAAAGAGCUUGGAGAAUUAGCUGAGUUAGAGUUAUUAGAUUUAAGGGAGAACAAUUUAUCAGGAUGCAUCCCAGUUGAACUUAGUAAAAUGUUAUCUCUAAAACACUUGUUGCUUUGUGAUAACAACAUAGAAGAAAGUGAUUCUCAUCAAGACCAAGGGAAUUUCAGAUUAUUUUCUAAAUCACUACUUGAUGAAUGUUCAUCGCCUCUCGCAACAUUAUUUGCCUGCAUUAAUAGAAAGUUUGGUCACUGUGUGUGGCAUAGCAACAUCAAGCAAUGGAACAAACCAGAUUCGUUGAUUAUUCCGAUUAAAGUAGCACUUCUGAAAUGCCUCGAUGUCUUUUCGCUGCCUCUGUUCAAGCAAGUGCAUGAAGAGAAAAAUUUCGACCUUCAGCGUCGUGCUAAUGAACCAGAAAUCGCGAUGAGUGUGCCAAAUCUUAUUAGUUAUGGGCGUCGUAGGUUACUUGAGCAUUCGAGUAACCUUGCCGCCGCACCUUAUAAAGGUGAAAUUCCAAAAGGUUUCAGUCAAACUCCAAUUAGCAUUAGUAGUGGAUCUUUUCCAGCUUCUCCAAAUGCAAGAAAGAACCGAACUCAGUCACGUACACCACCAUUACCUCCUCCUUCUGAUUCUCUUCCAAAUGAUGGACACCACUCAAGUCUACCAAAAAUGGACAUACAUGAAAGUGUGUGGAAGUAUAUACUUAUUGUCAUAGGAAUUGUAGUGAUUGUCGUUUUGAUCGUAGUUCUUCUUUGCCUUUGGAAAAAACCAGCAGCUAAAAUAAUUAAACCUUGGAACACAGGCAUAAGUGGACAGUUGCAAAAGGCUUUUAUUACAGGUGUUCCUAAGUUGAAUAGAGUAGAAUUAGAGACAGCAUGUGAAGAUUUCAGCAAUAUUGUUAUUAGUUUUGAAGCAUGCACUAUAUUCAAAGGAACAUUGUCUAGUGGAGUUGAAAUUGCUGUUGUUUCGACUUUGGUUGAUUCGCGAAAAGAAUGGACUAAGAACAUGGAAUUGAACUAUAGAAAAAAGAUUGCGACAUUGUCUCGCAUUAACCAUAAGAACUUUAUUAAUCUUAUUGGAUAUUGUGAGGAAGAAGAUCCAUUCACAAGGAUGUUUAUAUUCGAAUAUGCCCCAAAUGGAAGCCUAUUUGAGUACCUACAUGUUAAAGACGUUGAACGUCUUGAAUGGAGUGAAAGGAUAAGAAUAAUAAUGGGAACUGCGUAUUGUCUUUCGUACAUGCACGGUUUAAAUCCACCGGUAUCUCAUACCAAAGUUGCUUCAAAUUUGAUCAUGUUGUCAGAUGAUUAUGCUGCAAAGCUUGCAGAGAUCACUUUUAGAACUAUUGUAGAUUCACCUAGGACAACUAGAGGUGACUCUUCAAAGAAAGCCGAGAUGCAACGCGCGGCUUUUGACACCAAUGUCUAUGAUUUCGGAAUAUUGUUGCUAGAAAUCAUUUCCGGGAAAUUGCCUCAUUCUGAAGAACAAGGAAAUCUUGUCAACUGGGCUUCGGAGUACUUAAAUGACAGAAGAAGCAUAAGCUAUAUGAUUGAUCCGAGUUUACAAUCAUUCAAAGACAGUGAACUCGACGUGAUCUGUGAGGUGAUUCAAGGGUGUAUUCAACCCGAACCGAAGUUAAGGCCAACAAUGAAAGACAUAACUUCGAAAUUAAGAGAAGUGGUUAAUGUAACACCAGAGCAAGCUUCUCCAAGGCUUUCUCCAUUAUGGUGGGCUGAACUUGAGAUAUUAUCAGUGGAGGCUACUUGAAGUCAGUUUCAAUCUUAUUGAUUGAUAUAGUAAAAAGUUUUUCAAACUUGAAUCUUAUUAUUGUUCUUUUGUAAAAAAUUAUUCAUCAUUGAUACGUUAAUUAGCUAUUUAUGUCCAAAAGAAGAAAUGUGUGUUAUGUUGUUGUUUAGCAAGAUCCUUGAUGUAAAUUGUAUGUUGUUUUGUAAGAUCUUUGAUGUAAAUUGUAUUUUAGUUGACGAAGUUUCUAUGUAAGAAUUCUGACUUCUGUCACGUU
Molecule: messenger RNA, 2880 nt
Organism: Vicia villosa (hairy vetch)
Lineage: Eukaryota; Viridiplantae; Streptophyta; Magnoliopsida; Fabales; Fabaceae
Product: protein MALE DISCOVERER 2-like
Exons: 14
Coding region: 525-2627 (700 amino acids)
Biological process (GO): protein phosphorylation
Molecular function (GO): protein binding; protein kinase activity; ATP binding
Source: RefSeq, a predicted model, not a curated record